AGAAAAGAAAAAAAUAUAUAUAUAUAAAAAAAAAGAAAAGAAAAAAAGGAGACAAAGUCCUUCUCUCCAUUUCUCUAUUCUUCUCCCACUAGCCUUUGCUUUGAAAUCAAGCACUUUGUUCUCUCUCUCACUCUCUUCUUCACAAUUCCCAACAACUAAAAACACACUCUAACUAUGAUUUCCCACCACCUCCCAAUUCCCAACUCAACUACCUUCAAAAGUCAUGUGUCAAGCCUUCUCUACUAUUUUGCUUCUAAUCAUUUGGCUCUGAAACUCACAUAGAUCUCUCUAUUAAUUUGUCAUUCUCUUACUCUUUGUCUUUGUUUCUCAUUUUGAAGAGAUGGGCAGUAGUGUAGGCAACCAAGAACCAUUGAUACCAUUUGAACCAACAAAAGAUUGUUCUCAAGGUUUCUGCUCCAUUUACUGCCCUCAAUGGUGCUACAUAAUCUUCCCACCACCUCCUCCCUUCUUUUCCGACAACGACCAAAGCUCGUCGGGGAGGACCUUUUCACCUCUUGUUAUCACAAUCAUCGGUGUCCUUGCUAGCGCUUUUCUUCUAGUUAGUUACUACACUAUCAUCUCCAAAUACUGUGUUAGUUUCAGCACUCUUCGCCGGAGAUUCCACCGCCGCCUUCACGUUGGCCCUGAAGGUAAUAUUGAAGAAGAUGUAAUAGGUGCUUCUUCUCGGAGAUAUGAAACUUGGUAUAAUUCUCCAUCAAAUGGUCUUGAUGAAGCAUUGAUCAAUAAGAUUACUGUGUGUACAUACAAAAGAGAUGAUGGGCUUAUUGACUCUACUGAUUGCUCGGUUUGUCUCAGUGAGUUUAGAGAAGAUGAGAGUCUUCGGCUUUUACCAAAGUGUAACCAUGCUUUUCAUCUUCACUGCAUUGAUACUUGGCUCACUUCUCAUUCCAAUUGCCCGCUUUGCCGAGCUAGUAUUAUUUCAGUGAAUCAAAUGCCACCACCUCUUCAGUUACCGGCUCCACCCGAGCCUCCUCCACAGCCGGAGAGUAGUAUUGAGCUUGCAGUUGUGUCAAUUGGAGAAUCAAACACAAGAGAAGAACAAGAAGAACAAGAAGAAGAGGAGGAGAUUAAUGAGCCGAAUAAUGAUGCGGCAAAACGUAAUGAACAAGAGGAUCAUGAUCACAAGAUUGAUGUAGACAAAACAGAUGAAACUGUUCAAGUGAUUCGGAGAUCAUUCUCUAUGGAUUCUUCAUCAUCGUCGUCACACCGUGGUCGUGUCUCUAUCGCUGAUGUUCUCCGGCUGAGCAUCGACGACGACGAGUCUCAAGUGCUUGAAUUUGCAAGACCAGAGAAUAAGGGAAGCAGUAGCAACAGAAUAACUAGAGGGUUGCAUUGUGUGAUUAGUCCUGUUCCAAUGAAGAGAUCAUUCUCAAGUGGGAGAUUCUGCUUCACAAGGAAUGCAAGGGAGAAAACUUCAGUUCUUCCUCUUUGAUUUUGAGAAGUUAUAUAUAUAUAUAUAUAUAUAUAAGAUCAACCAAUUAUGUGUUCACUAUGAAAGGUUAAAUGAUCUUUUAUGUUGUGGGAUUUUAUUGAAUGAAUGUGAAUUUGUUUCUUUUUGUUUGAUAA
Molecule: messenger RNA, 1587 nt
Organism: Dioscorea cayenensis subsp. rotundata (Guinea yam)
Lineage: Eukaryota; Viridiplantae; Streptophyta; Magnoliopsida; Dioscoreales; Dioscoreaceae
Product: E3 ubiquitin-protein ligase Os04g0590900-like
Exons: 1
Coding region: 341-1453 (370 amino acids)
Biological process (GO): protein ubiquitination
Molecular function (GO): transferase activity
Source: RefSeq, a predicted model, not a curated record